Chironomus riparius is the source of this 3335-nucleotide messenger RNA. The record is from the annotation of a GenBank genome assembly. NCBI's taxonomy places the organism in Eukaryota, Metazoa, Arthropoda, Insecta, Diptera, Chironomidae.
ACUCAUUUAUAAAUUUUAAUAUUUCAAAAUUUCAAAAUCCUAAAAACCGUUAAAAAUUUAAAUUUGCAAAUCUGUAGCAUAAUCAACAUUUAACCCUAUCUGUCUUAAAAGUUAUAAAGUAUCGGGUAAAAGGUAAUCACAUUUAAAGUUGACAGAACGCACUGCUAGUACUCAAAAGCUUUUUUUUCUUGUUUGAACAAAUUUUUAUCUUUAUUGUAUUUUUUAAGAUUUUUUUUAUAAAGCAUGUCAUCUUCCAAAAGUAGUAAAUCCUCAAAACCCUUUCAAAAAAAUUCCGGCGAUUGGUUUUGUCCUGAUAAGUCAUGCAAUAAUUUAAACUUUGCACGACGUGAUAGCUGUAAUCGGUGCAAGAAACCUCGGGAAGAACAGAAAAAAGGAAGCAUUGGCAUUGGUUCAGCUAUUGCUAAAAGUAGUAAGGGAUUAUUUAGCGCUGAUGAUUGGGCCUGCACAAAAUGUGGCAAUAUUAAUUGGGCCAGAAGAAAUCAGUGUAACAUCUGUAAUGCAAAAAAAUUCGUCGGGUUUGAGGAUGAAAGAACCGGACUCGGAGGUGGAUUUAAUGAAAGAGAAAAGGUAGAAUACAAGGAGCAUGUAUCAUCAGAUUCAGACGAGUAUGAUGAGUUUGGUCGAAAGAAAAAGAAUAAACGUAAGAAAACAUCCAGUGAGAUGGAUUUAAAACGUAAAAGUCGCCGUGAUAGGUCGUCGUCAAGAAGCAGUUCAAGCUCAAGUAGCGAUAGUUCAAGUAGUAGCAGCACAAAAACAAGUUCCUCAAGUUCCAGAAGCAAUUCCCCAAAAAGGAAAAUAUCUCGAAGGAUGAGCAGGUCCCGAAGUCGAUCAAGGUCACGAUCACGAGAUGAAAGGAAUAGGAAAUCUUCAGAAAGCUAUGAGCGACAUGAAAAGAGCCGAGAAAAGUCCCCAAGUAAAAGCAGGAGUGAGUCUGAGGACGACGAUUCAGAAGGGGAUUUAUCAAAAUAUAAUUUAUUUGAUGAUGAUAUUGAUAUUGAAGCUUUAAAAGCAAACAAAUAAGCAAGAAACACAAAGUUAUAUACAUUGAAGCUAAGUAAUUAUUAUAAAUCAAUUUAUUGAAAAAUUUUGCGCUUUUAAAAGUUAAUUUCGAAGACAUUUUUAUCAACUUAAUCUUUCCUUUCUCCUCUUAAAUACAAAUUAAUUAAUAAUUAAUUAGAAAUAAAAUGAAGCAUGUAUAGAUUUUCAAGAAAAGAACUACCUUACUCAUUCGUAUUGUAUUCAAUUAGUGUCAUACCAUUGCUUCUUCAUCCAUGAACUUUGUUUGACUUUAUUAGCAAGCUGUCGAUCCAAUACAACAAAUGGUUCAUUAUUUCCAAGACUUUCUCUGUAGCUUUGCUGUUUAUCAAUCUCAUAGUUUGGACGAUAAUUGUUAGCAAGUGAAUCAGCAGGAGCUUGAGCAAAUUGAAUUGCAUUGGAAGGCGUUAAAUGGUAAGAACGUUGUUCAUGUUUAUUUGGACAAUAGUCUCGUGAGUAUGUUGUAUUUCCUUCAAUCACAUUAGUUUUCUUUCUUAUUUGAUAAUCCUCUUUCGGCAAUGCUGCUCUCCGUCCAAAUUUUGGACUUCUCCUUGGAUAUUGAGGACGUUGAUAAUUUUCAACCUUCUCUUCCGCUCGAUAUCUCUGCUGCUGCUGCUGCUGUUGUUGUUGUUGUUGUGCUGCCAUAUUAUUGUUUUCAAUGUCAGAAUCAAUAAAAUCGACAGUCUGCAUCCUUGGUCGUCCAAUUCCAUUGUCCUCGUCAAAUGACACAUCAUAAUUUUUACGUGGUUUCCUUGACACUGACAAAUGUUCACUGAACUUUUCCUUUUGAAUCGGAUAGCUCGCACCGCGACCUAAUGUCAAGUUUGUCGGUGAACGUGUAGGAAUUUUGAAAUUUGAAGGUGGUUUAAUCUGCUCAACGAUUACUUCAUUAUUUGCAUCAAACAUUUUCUCUUCCGGAACAUUAACUUUAUUUUCCGUGAGUAUUUUUGUGACAUUAUUAUGGUCGACUUUUUCUUUUGCCUUCUUCUCCUUCUCUUUUUCUUUCUGAAUUGCUUCCGGCGAUGGUCCUCUUGAUGGCGAACGCUCCUUAAUCAUAUAAUUUCUCAUUGCUUUCCUAUACUCGGGUGUAGAUUCUAUUGGAAUUUCAUCGCUAUCGAAGCUUGCAUUUCUGGAAGUUUUCUUGACAGAAUUAAUCUGACUAAUUGGAGGAACAUUAAUUGGCAAAUUUAAAUUAUCAGGCUUUCUUUCUUGGCGUUCAUUCGACGAUAAUUGUAUAUGCGUUGCUGGUUUUUUCACAAUGGGUCGUUGUCUUGGAAAUUCUACAUAGUUGUUUCGAUAUUCUGGAUCAUAAUCCAUAUUACCAUUAAGGCACAAAUAAUCUUCACGUCCUUUAGAACGUUCAGGCAUGGUACUCGAAUCAUAGCUUUUAUAUUUUUCACUAUAUUCAGGCACUUGUAAAGGAUACUGUCCAUUUGAAUGUAAAUUAUCUUGUUGUUUAAUCGACUGCUGUCGACUAUAUGACUUCAUGUCAAUUUCUUUAUAACGAUCGUUAUAUUCUGGUCUCAUUUGAGUGUCUCCUUUAAGGUACAAGUUAUCCUGCUUCUUAAUUGGAGCACUUUUAAUGAAUUGAUCAUAACUUUUGUAUCGAUUAUUAUAUUCAGAUACUGGAUUAUAUCCAUUAGUGUACUUUUCAAAAUGACUUUGUUGAGGAAUUAGUGCACUUUUCUCUCCUAUCACUGCCCUAUAUUUCGAACGAUACUCCGGAACGUAGUUGUUAUUUUCAUAAUCAAGUUUUUCAUGGUAACGGUUCGAGCAACUCACUCCAUAAUUAUUAUUAAGGAUUUUCGCUUCCUUCACUUGCCUCGAGUCUUCCAUAAUUUGUUCUUCCUGUUGUCUCCUUUCAACAAUAUCUUUCCUUUCGCAAUCAACUUUUACUUCCUUAGACUUUCGUUUCUCGUGUUUUGAGUGAUAACAAGGUAUCUUAUUAGAGCGAUUAAUACUGUCCACAGAAUAUGGGAUGUAUUUACUUCGAUAUUCAGGAAAGAGUUCAAUAUUUCCAAUUAAAUGUAAAUUGUUAGGCUUCUUUAUCAUAGGCGGACGAGCACAACUUAUCACAUGAUCAGGAUAUGCACGAAAUUGAGAUUUCUGUUCGGAACGAAUGUCCAUAAUACCAGCAUUCAAUUUAAUAUUUGUAGGCCUUCUUAUCAGACCUAUUCUUGGUGAAUAAGGACGUGAAUGGAAGUUUGUGUCAUAUUCUGUGCUGUAGUUUAAAUGAUUCAAGGACGUAUCUGAUCUAUAAAGUCCAGUUAAAAAUGGAU